Corylus avellana is the source of this 1478-nucleotide messenger RNA. RefSeq lists its product as uncharacterized. The record is from RefSeq and is a predicted model, not a curated record. Lineage: Eukaryota; Viridiplantae; Streptophyta; Magnoliopsida; Fagales; Betulaceae.
AGCCCCCAUCUGCUCUUGCCUCUCCUCUAUGAAUUAAAGCCUCUCUAUCUCUCUCUCGCUACCAAACAGCAAUACGGGGAGAUGGCAUCGACGAUGAUCAAGGUGGCUACUUGCGUGGAUUCUGGCUCUGACAUGCCGGAGACCUGUCUCUCCGACGAACCCAGUGGUAGUCUUGCUUCUGCGGUGGAGGCUACUGUGGGCUCUGCGAAAGUGGCGCCUUCAGACUUUGGCUCGCUGGGUUCCUCUGCCUUGGUUCCAGUAGCUAAGGAAAGAGAGACAGCUACUGUCAAGGCUGACAGGAAACCUCCUCUGGCUAAGGGGUUUCUUCGGCGGGAGUUUUUUGGACCGUGUUCCGCUUCUUCACCUUCUCUUCCCUCGUCUGAAGUGAAGGUUGUGUCCUCGGAGGCUGUGUUGUCCGAGUCCAAGUCGGCUAAGAUUGGAGAGAAUGUAGAGGUGGGGGAGUGCAACUCGGCUAAGAUUGGAGAGAAUGUAGAGGUGGGGGAGUGCAAGUCGGCAAGGUUUGGAGAGAAUGGAGAGGUGGGGCUUGAGAGCUAUUCUGAGGUUGUGCUUAAUGCAAUGGAAAUCGCUCCCUCUUUGGGUUUGUCUUUUGGGGGUGAUGAGAAAAGACUUAUGGAUCUUUUGUUGGCCAUAGAAAGAGAUCGGAAUAUGGAAGAUGGUGUUUCUGUUUCAAAAUCUAUGGAGAAAGAGGUAGUUCAAAAAUUUGAAAUGUUCCAUUCAUCUUGAUGCUAGAUGCAGUGGUUCUAGUUGGGAUGUAUGUAGGUCUAGGGUUGCUUGGAGGUGCUAGUCGGGGUAGAGGCCGGUUGGUUUUGCUGGUUUAGGGUGUUUUUGGGCUUAGGGUCCGUUAUUGGGGGCUUAGGGUGCUUUUGCGUUUUAAGGUCCUUAGGAGGUUCUUUUGUUGGUUUAGGGAUUUUUUGGGGACUAGGGUCUAUUAUUGUGGGCUUAGGGUUUUGUUUGGCGAUUUAGGGUCCUCUUAUGGGGCCUUUUGUGGCCUAACUAUAGUUUUUGUUUAUACUUUCUGUGUAUUUAGUGUGUAUUUAGAGGCGUCUUACGCUUUUCUGAUAUAUACAACAGUACUUAAUCGGAAAAAAAAAAUUUGUUUAAUGCUACAUAAUCAUCCACCUCCACACACAGCAACUGUUUGUGAUCAAAUGUUUUGAGCAUAUUUCUUAUUUAUUUGUUAUGUGUGAAUUUCUCAAUGCUAUGUUUGUUUCUUGAGAAAUUUUUCUUCUUAAAUAAAUUGCUGAAUCUGAUUCCGCCUUCAAAUUUGAUCUGGAAUUAGUUUUGAGUGAUUUGGGUAUUCAAUAUUUGUGCGUUAUGCUACUUAAUCAUCCAAUGAUGACAAAUCCAAAGGCUUGUUUCUCAAAACAUUCGCAGUGGCCGCCUAAGAGCUUUCGCCUACGCCAGGCUUGAGAGCUUGUGCUGCUUUAAUCCUUCCUUGGAUGUCUGAGGGUGUUCGU